Messenger RNA from Daucus carota subsp. sativus, 1878 nucleotides. RefSeq lists its product as uncharacterized. The coding region runs from base 308 to 1504 and encodes 398 amino acids. The transcript is spliced from 7 exons. The record is from RefSeq and is a predicted model, not a curated record. Gene Ontology annotation, cellular component: membrane. Gene Ontology annotation, molecular function: lipase activity. NCBI's taxonomy places the organism in Eukaryota, Viridiplantae, Streptophyta, Magnoliopsida, Apiales, Apiaceae.
UAAUCCUCGCAGAGAAGAAAGCUCUGGUCCAUUCAACACCAAAAUUUGAAACGCAAAACAACUAUUUAUCUGGAUUCUUCCAAAUUAACUCCCUCUCUCUUUUUUAUUUACAUUAUUAUAUAUUAUAAUCUUCACACAAUUUUUUUUCGUUUUAUGGUUGUUGCUUACGAUCACCACCUCAUAUGCCUCAUUUUUCUAUCAACACAUUUCGGUGAUCCAAGCUCAUCAUCAAACGAAAAAAAAUAUUUAUUCUUCUUAUUUAUUCAUCAUUUUUCGUAAUUAAAUUCUAAUUUACCUCAACUAAUUCAUGUCCAUGGAGUCCGGUAACGAUUUAAACGCCGUCAUGCUGACUUCCGGCGCUAGCGGCCGAGUUAACGCGCUUCUGUCGGAGCGGGCGUGGAGGAGUUUGCUGACGUUGAUUAACGCCGUUUUGUUGAUAUUGCUGCUGCCGUUUACCGGACGGAGGGCGCCGGCGGUGACGCCGCCGGUGUCGCCGGAGAAGAGCGGGAAGGAGGAGAGGAAGGGAAGAGGAUUGCAGGCGGUUAGGGUUCCGACGACGAUUGUGCCGUGGAAGUGUGCCUCGGUGGAAGUGGCGGCGAGACGUGCGCUUGCGGUGCGGAGAGUGACGCAGGAGAGCAAUGCUGAUGGACAGACGGCGCGUGAGUAUGCCAUGUAUGUUACGUCCCGAGGUGAUACUUUGUUUACGCAAAUGUGGACGCCUAUUUCUGUUAAAGUCAGGGGAUUAGUGAUUAUUUUACAUGGUCUUAAUGAGCACAGCGGAAGAUAUAGUGAUUUUGCAAAGCAACUGAAUGUAAAUGGAUAUAAAGUUUAUGGGAUGGAUUGGAUUGGGCAUGGUGGCAGUGAUGGACUGCAUGCGUAUGUUCAUUCCUUGGAUUAUGCAGUUAUGGAUCUGAAAUCAUUUAUCAGUAAAGUAUUAGCUGAGAAUCCAGGGCUUCCUUGUUUUUGCUUUGGUCACUCAACUGGCGCGGCUAUCAUCCUCAAGACGGUACUUGAUCCUAAGAUUGAGACCCGUAUAGCUGGUGUUGUCGUGACAUCACCUGCUGUAGGUGUUCAACCUUCACAUCCCAUACUUAAGGUCGUGGCACCAAUCUGUUCUAUAUUGUUACCCACAUACCAAUUCAGUGCUGCAAAUAAGCAGGGUGCUGUUGUUUCUCGUGAUCCGGAGGCACUACGGAUCAAGUACUCUGAUCCAUUAGUCUACACAGGGUCAAUCAGAGUUAGAACUGGUUAUGAGAUCCUUCGGAUUGCAGAUUACUUGCAGCAGAAUCUUGAAAAGUUGACAGUACCAUUCUUAGUUCUUCAUGGCUCCGCAGAUUCGGUAACAGAACCAGAAGCUUCUAUGAAACUAUACACGGAGGCUUCCUCAGCUGACAAAAGUAUCAAACUGUUUCCUGGACUCUUACACGAUUUACUCUUUGAACCCGAACGAGAAGAAAUUAUGCAAGGCAUCUUUGAAUGGUUGAACAAUAGGGUGCAAGAUUAGACACGGCAUUGAACAUAUCUAGCUUGUUUAGCCAAAGACCGCUCGUAUUUACGUAAGCGGCGGGGAUUCAAGUCGUCCGAGGAGGCUUGACAACGAGGUGGGCAAAUGAAGGUUGCCUUGCCUAAUAAUUUAUAACUGUAUUUAUGUAUAGAGAUAUUCAAGAAUCUUAAUCGGGUUCCAAUUGAGUUGUAAACAUGAAUGAUUGAUAUACAGUGUAAUGAUUCCCUCUUGGACUUUUGGGAAGGUUUAGUGAUCUAGGCACUUUUAGUAAAGCAAUCUGUCAAGCUUGUUAAUUGGCAAAUGAUACCGAUCAUUGAGACCUGAGGCUCUUACGUCCUUCGCAACUGCUUGUUCUAUAUUUUCCAUAUCUUAUG